This is a messenger RNA of Clonostachys solani, 666 nucleotides long. NCBI's taxonomy places the organism in Eukaryota, Fungi, Ascomycota, Sordariomycetes, Hypocreales, Bionectriaceae. The record is from the annotation of a GenBank genome assembly.
AUGCGUGGGACCCAUGACAAGAUCAAGCUCGACCCGGCCCGGACCGCACAUGUCGUCGUCGAUCUCCAAGUCGGCUUCAUGGGCGAGGGCUCACUGCUAGAGGUACCGAACGCACGCGGCAUUGUCGACAACGUCAAUCGCGUGUCACAGGCGCUGCGGUCUGCGGGGGGAACUAUUGCCUACGUCCAAUACAAAUUCGAUGCCGACGAGCCACACCGGUGGGGACCUCAUUACGACCGCAUGACUCCGGAUGCGGUUGAGCGGAUACGAGCGGCGUUCAGCGUCGGCAGAGAACAGCACGCUCUCUGGCCCGGCCUCGACGUCCAGCCAGAGGACCUGAUUGUGCCAAAGACGCGGUGGAGCGCCUUCAUCCCCGGAACCUGCGACCUUGACUCGCUUCUAAAGGCCAGAAGCAUCGACACGCUCAUUGUCACGGGCACCACCACCAACAUCUGCUGCGAGUCAACCAUGCGGGACGCGAUGCAGAUGGGUUACAAUGUCUUGUUCGUGCAGGAUGGAAACGCGACGCGCGACGACGCGGUUCACAACGCCAGUCUGCUGAACAUGCUUUUCUUUGGCGAUGUUGUUACCGCUGAAGAGGCAAUCGCACGAAUUGAGGCAGGGCUGCGUCCCGAGAAUCCCAAGAAUGGGGGGCCUGGGGUUUGA